Molecule: messenger RNA, 1731 nt
Organism: Aegilops tauschii subsp. strangulata
Lineage: Eukaryota; Viridiplantae; Streptophyta; Magnoliopsida; Poales; Poaceae
Source: RefSeq, a predicted model, not a curated record
AUGGAUAGUCCAACCCUCCAACGAUACCCCUCACUAGGAAAGAAUAGCUUCACUGGGAUCAUCCCACCAUCACUUGGGAACCUCUCAUCGCUGCGGAGAUUAUACCUCAAUGAAAACCAGCUGAGUGGUCCAAUCCCUGAGAGCCUUGGCAGGCUUGGUAAGCUUGAGGCUCUAGCACUGCAAGUAAACCACCUAUCAGGAAACCUUCCAACAAUGCUCUUCAACAUUUCAUCCCUCAUCCUCGUUGGUCUCCAAAUGAACCAACUGCAUGGCACACUGCCCUCCAAUUUGGGCAAUGGCCUGCCACACAUCCGAUACCUUAUCCUUGCUCUGAACCAUUUCACGGGAAGAAUUCCAGCUUCAAUUGCAAAUGCAACUACAAUCCAAUCCAUGGACCUCUCUGGUAACAACAUCACCGGAGUCGUGCCUCCAGAGAUUGGAACACUCUGCCCAAAAUACCUUAUGCUUAAUGGAAACCAGCUGGAGGCAACCACUGUUCAAGACUGGGGGUUCAUCACUUCCCUGACAAAUUGCACAAGCCUUCGUUGGGUCACAUUGCAAAACAACAAGUUUAGUGGUGGGUUUCCGCGCUCUCUCGCAAACCUAUCAGGGCAACUUGAAGCCCUAGACAUCAGAUACAAUGGGAUAUCGGGCAAGAUACAAAUUGGCAUUGGCAACUUUCCCAAACUAUUCAAGCUAGGGCUAUCUGGCAAUCAGUUAACAGGCCCCAUACCGGACAGCAUAGGAAGACUGAACAUGCUCCAGUUCUUGACACUAGAGAAUAAUCAACUCUCUGGGAAGAUGCCGCCCUCGCUCGGGAACUUAACACAAUUGCAGCACCUUUCAGUAGAUAACAAUAUGUUGGAGGGACCUCUUCCAAUGAACAUUGGAAAUUUACAACGACUUGUCAGCGCAACCUUUUCGAACAAUGCGCUUUCAGGUCCAUUACCAGGAGAGAUCUUUAGCCUGUCGUCCUUGUCAUACGUUCUGGACUUAUCGAGGAAUCAUUUUAGUAGUUCCCUUCCAUCCCAGGUUGGUGGUCUUACAGAGCUCACAUACUUGUACAUCCAUGAGAACAACUUGUCUGGGCUGCUGCCAGACGCUCUCAGCAAAUGCCAGAGCUUGAUGGAGCUCCGUUUGGAUAAUAACUACUUCAACGGUAUGAUUCCUUUGUCCAGACUGAGUAUUGCUUUUGAUGUUGCCGCCGCUCUAGACUAUCUGCACAACAACUGCCAGCCAACAAUAGUUCACUGUGACUUGAAGCCCAGCAAUAUUCUUCUUGGAGAGGAUAUGGUUGCUCAUGUUGGGGACUUUGGCCUUGCAAAGAUACUCAUAGAUCCAGAAGGGGAGCAAUUGAUCCAUUCAAAGAGUUCCGUAGUGGGAACAAUCGGAUAUGUCGCUGCAGAAUACGGUGAAGGUGGUCAAAUAUCUACAAGUGGGGAUGUGUAUAGCUUCGGUAUUGUCCUCCUUGAGAUGUUUACAGGGAAGACGCCUACACAUGGUAUGUUUACAGAUGGAUUGACCUUGCUCGAGUAUGCAAAGAUGGCAUAUCCAGAACAACUAAUGGAGAUUGUUGAUCCCCUUCUGCUAUCAGUUGAGAAGACACGGCGAGAUAUUAAUAGUUACAUGUACUCUGUCACAAGACUUGCCCUAGCAUGCUGCAGGAAAAGACCAACUGACAGACUGUCCAUGAGAGAUGUCAUUUCUGAGAUGAACAAGAUAAGGGCUUGA